AUGUCCAAGUCAGUAGCAGUAUUCGGUGGCAAUGGAUUCUUAGGCCGUAAAAUCUGUGAAGUUGGAAUCAACCGCGGAUACAAUAUAACAUCAUAUUCUCGAUCUGGCCAACCACCAAAACUCAACGUCCCUGCUUCCCGACAACCACCUUGGAUCAAACAAGUAUCGUGGCAAAGAUGCGAUAUAUUCAACCCUGAACAAUCAAUAUCCCCAACUCAAUUGAGUCAAUUUGAUACUAUUGUUCAUUCAAUCGGUAUAUUAUUUGAAGAUGCGUCGUACAAGAAACUGAUGAAUUCAAAUUUCGGGUUUUUGCAAGAUAUACAGAAACUUGCUAAUCGAGCCGUUUUGGGGUCAUCGAAUCCGAUGCAGAAGGACAAAGCUAAUCUGACUUAUGAAGCUAUACAACGCGAUUCUGCCGUAUUGAUUGCUGAUGAGUAUAUCAAUGCUAGAUUAGAUGCAUUGAAAAAGGAGAAAGAGAGCAAUAAGGACUCGGUAGGUACAGCUGGAACAGCUGGUGAUUAUAAGGAAUCAAACUCUGUGGUGGGUAACUACGUCUAUAUAUCAGCUGAUCAAAACCCACCAAUUGUCCCACAACGAUAUAUAAUUACCAAACGAGAAGCUGAAUUUGAAUUGAGCAAUAAGCCUCAUUUACGAAGCAUUUUGAUGAGACCGGGGAUAAUGUAUGAAGAACACGGCAAAUCUACAAAUGAGCCUACUACGAAUAGAGACGUCUUGGUGAAGGGUUUGAAAUUGGGAGUUAAUUUGAAAAAUGCUAUUUUGGGCAACCAGUUUUUGAAUGGAGUCGUUAGACCAGUUGUUAGUACUACUCAGGUUGCUAAUGCCAUUUUCGAUAAAUUAGAAGAUGAACUGUUCAAAGGCGGAGUCGUGCCGGUUGAAGAGAUUGAACAAGAACCAAAUUUUUGA
Lodderomyces parapsilosis is the source of this 924-nucleotide messenger RNA. RefSeq names its product ubiquinone biosynthesis protein. Gene Ontology annotation, molecular function: protein-containing complex binding. The coding region runs from base 1 to 924 and encodes 307 amino acids. Gene Ontology annotation, cellular component: mitochondrion. The record is from RefSeq and is a predicted model, not a curated record. The transcript has a single exon. NCBI's taxonomy places the organism in Eukaryota, Fungi, Ascomycota, Pichiomycetes, Serinales, Debaryomycetaceae.